GAUCACAUCCGUGGACAUGUCUAACGUUCUUUACAUGGUUAUCAAUUGCAAUAAGAGCUUCAUGUAGUUGAUGCUGGUUUCAUAAUAUAUCACCCUAUGAACCUUUUGUAGGUAUGAAUAACAGAGAUGAGAUGAGUACUCUUCGUAAUUUCUUAUCAGUGUAUUGCUAUAGAGACAAACGGUAUAAAGGUAAUAUUUCAUUAUUUUUCAUCGAGCCGAAAUACUGGAUGGUUCAUUCACUGAAGUUUCCGAAAUGAAGAGAAAAUACCUUUAUAAUCUGGCUGUGAUUGCCGUAGGAGUGUUAUGUGUUGCAAGCAAUAAGCAAAAAUAUCAAGUUUAUGCUGAAGAUAGUGCAUAUGCGGAUGAUCAGUUUCUCAACAAACAAAAUUUUAUUUUCGAAAUCCUGAGAAACAUAUAUCAGCCUUUAGAAUUUGAAGAGUAUCUGCCUUUUACGAAGAGUUGGAUUGCAGAUGCUUCGAAAUAUAAGGAUUUCAAAACGGUUUCAACAUUUUUCGACCUUUUCAAAGAAGGUUUUUUGUCGAAGGGUGAAGUUUUCUCGAUUUACAACUACUGGUACCUCAAACAAACUCGAAUGCUGUUUAUGUUUUUCUAUAACUCGAUCGAUUGGGAUACCUUUUACAAAAAUGUUAUUUGGGCGCGUGAAAACACCAACGAAGGAAUGUUCAUUUUUGCACUCACACUUUCCGUGUUGCAUCGCCCGGAUCUACAGGGAUUGGAGUUGCCAGCUAUCUACGAGCUUGAACCUUAUUUUUUCUUCAACGGUGAUUUAAUCCACGAUGCUAUGGUUCGUCGAAUGUCUGAUGAUGAAUAUGGAUUUUAUUCAGGACAUGAUCAUAACGUAGCAAUGAGUAAUUACACGUCCAAGUUUGCUACAAAUCACUAUGGAGAGGGAAAACUAGCAUAUUUUACUGAAGAUAUAGGAUUGAACGCAUACUACUACUAUUAUAUGCUUGAAUAUCCAUACUUUUUAGGGGGUGAUGAGUUUGGACUGAACAAAGAUCGUCGUGGAGAGUUAUUUCUAUACAUGCUUCAGCAACUGCUAGCACGUUACUAUUUGGAAAGGCAGUCAAAUGCACUUGGAGAUAUCGAGGAGCUUUCCUGGGAGUUUCCGUUGAAAACUGGGUAUAACCCUAUGCUACGCUAUUGGAAUGGUAUCCCAUUCCGAACGAGAGAAAACAAUUUCAACAUGCGAGGAUAUGACCCGAUGAAAUUGCAGCUAAUGAAGGAUCAUGAACUGCGAAUCAGGCGCGCUAUUGAUGCAGGAUUUUACAAUCAUGCUAAUGGGACUAUUUUCAAUUUACGUACUGCUGAGGCGAUCGACAUAAUCGGAAAUAUGGUUAACGGAAACGCUGAUAGCAUUGACUUCGAUUACUUUAAGCCACUCGAUGUAUUCGCUCGAAUGAUUCUUGCACAGGGUGACUACUACGGGGUAGCCGAAGAUUUAUGGCCAGGACCUCUAAUGCACUAUGAAACGUCUAUGCGAGAUCCAAUAUAUUAUCAGUAUCUUGAACGAGUGCUUGGUUUCUAUUGGCAAUUCAAAAGCUAUCUUCCACCGUAUUCCGUUGAUGAACUGAACUACAAAGGAAUUCAAAUUACAAAUCUCACGCUUGAUAAAUUGAUCACCUAUUUCGAAUAUUUCGAUGCCGAUAUUAGUAAUGGUUUGCCGUUUAAUCGUCAAAAUUCAAAACAAAAGACUAAAUGGGAGUACACCGUAUUUGCAAGACAGAAACGUUUGAAUCACAAACCGUUCAACUUUACGAUGUUGGUGGAGUCAAACAUUACUGGGAAAGGUGUCAUUCGAAUGUAUAUGGGACCAAGAUUCCAAAAUAUUAGGCAGCUACGUUUGCUGAAAAAAUACUACGUUGAGAUGGAUCAAUUCAUAGUAGAUCUUGAAGUCGGCCAAAAUGUCAUAAACCGUUCCACAAAGGAUUUCUACUACAAUGUUCGGGAUCGCACCACUUACACUGAACUAUACAAACGAGUAAUGCGAGGUAUUAGGAACGAGAAGCCGUACGCAUUAGACAUGUCGGAGGCACAUUGUGGUUGGCCUGACCGACUGCUUCUGCCUAGAGGACUGCCAAACGGAUACGAUAUAUCAUUUUUCAUCAUCAUUAGCCCGCAUAUUCCACCGAAAGUUCCCCAGUAUUCAACCUAUACAAUUGGCUGUGGAGCAGGAUCUGGGUCGAAAUAUGGAGAUGGUCUGCCAUUUGGAUUCCCAUUUGAUCGCGAGAUGGACGUUAACCACUUCAAUACGAAAAACAUGAUUUUUAAGGAUGUUAUGAUUCAUCAUAUUGAUGGCCUUGAUCAAAAUAAAGAAUAAUUAUAAAGCCUAACAUAAAGUUUUUCAUUAUCAUAUAUCAAUAGUUUUUAACCCUCUACUUCCCAUGGUUGCUAAAGAGCACCAUCGAUUUUCUACGAACUCUGGACAAACGGAAUU
Aedes albopictus (Asian tiger mosquito) is the source of this 2458-nucleotide messenger RNA. Its product is annotated as hexamerin-1.1. The coding region runs from base 254 to 2341 and encodes 695 amino acids. Lineage: Eukaryota; Metazoa; Arthropoda; Insecta; Diptera; Culicidae. The record is from RefSeq and is a predicted model, not a curated record. The transcript is spliced from 3 exons.